AUGUCGCGUGCAAUUCCGCCGUCAUCACGAAAUCCACAAAUGCCAGGUACUAGCAGUGGUCGUCCCAUUGGCACGGCUACUCGCUUGACAACUGCUAGCGGACAACGUCCGGUUAGUCGAGGUGGUCCACUUGGUUCGAAUAUGCGUAUCAAAGUCGAAGACACGCCGAUGAAUCGAGGUGGGUUAGGAGGCAUUCAUAAUGCAUCUGGAUUUGGUGGUCGUCAAGUACAAGAUCGAACAUAUUUCGUUGGUCUCGUUCGGUCGAAGGUAACGGAACUCGAAGCGGAGAUCGAACGUUUGCAACGUGAAACAGAUUCAUUUACCGAAGAUAACAAACAAUAUUUUGCGCUGAGCAAAGCUGCCGAAGAUUUAUCACAACAAAUCGAAAGUUUACGCAAUGAAUUAGGCGAUUACAAUAUGAUCAUCGAUCGAUUACAAACAACAGGUGAAGUGGCUGAAUUAAAGAAAGAAUACGCUGAUUUAAGUGCACAUAAUCACCACGUUGAAUCGAAUAUCGAUGAGAUUUAUCUCGAAAAACAGAGGAAAGAGGAACGCAUUCAACGUUUAGAACGUGACUUGAACGAAGAGAAGAAGAAAUCUGAACGACUCUUAGAAAAUAUGAAUCCUGAGUUUAAACAACGUUAUAGUAGAAUUAAAUCUACAUCGAAUCAACUACAAAGUCAAAUGGAUUCAAUGCAAAACGAGAUCAGUACUCUCGAGAGUCGUAUGAACAAAAUGCGUGAACAAAUGUCAGGUGCAGUUAUCAAACAAGAAGCGUUAUCUUUAGUUGAACAAAUUCAUGAACUCGAAUUAAAACGGGAUCAUCUCAUGAACGAAAGUAAAAAUACCCUAACUCCUGAACAAGAGCGACAGAAACUAACUCAACAAGUUAAAGAAGACAAUCAAGAAGUCGCUGCAAUGGACAAACAAAUCAAUGAGUUAAAGGAACGAAAUGAGUACUUGAAACAAGUCUAUGAGACUGACGAUGCGCCCUCGUCGUUAUUAGUUGAACAACAGAAUAAAACAUCAACGGUCGAUGAUGACACGAAGCAGAAAUAUUUAGAAUUGAAAAAACGUGAACAACAAAUCGAUGAUUUUCAAGUGACAUACGAGCAACAACAUGAUCAGCAUCUCAGCGACAUGAAAGCGAUUCAAAAGAAUAAUCUGACAUUAUUAGGAAUAAUCAGUCGUUCGUUAGUGAAAGGUGAUCAAAUGUUAACCAGAGACGAUUAUACUCAAUUGAAAACGAAUAUUGAUCAGCAUGAAGCGGAGAAGAAGAAAUCAAACGAUACAUUGGCAAUUCUGGCUGAACAGCACCGCAAAGUCAAACAGGACUAUGCGAAGUUAGAAACACUUGAUCAAAAACUAACAGAUGAAUUGCAAGAUUUGAAAAAGCAAUACGCGAAAAUGCAGGAAGAUUUAGAGAAAUUCAACGAUAUCGAAGGCUUGAAACGAAAAGCUGAAAAACGUAAAAUACAACUGGCGGCAGAUAAAGCUAACAUGGGUAAACAAAGACAAGUGACGAAAGCGGAAAUUCAAACUUUACAAUCUCAAUUCGAGGCGGCACAAAGCCAAUUACGCGAUAACGAAACGCAUCAACAAUUAAUUGGCCUUGAAAAGAAACUGCAAACUAUUGCACAGACAUUGUUUACUCUGGAUGAAUCUCUUGCCUCACAAAAUGCAAGUGGCCAGUACGAACAGGUGAAGCGACAAGCACUGGAACUUGUUCAAGCUCAUAAUCGUUGGUUAACGCAUCACUAUCAAAACUUUCCUCUAGCUUAA
Molecule: messenger RNA, 1782 nt
Organism: Adineta ricciae
Lineage: Eukaryota; Metazoa; Rotifera; Eurotatoria; Adinetida; Adinetidae
Source: the annotation of a GenBank genome assembly